AUGGGCAGGCGGAUUGGCAGCACGGCAGACCUCAGGGCACCACUGCGACGCCGCCGGGCCCUUCCACCUUUCCUAUACGUGGAGGCCAUCAGCCCCUUUCUGCGAUUCGAUGGGCUUCUGCCCAACAUGCUGUAUGCCUUCGGUGGGCGUAAUCAAGAAGAUGGCCCGUUGAACACUGUCGAGAUCUUCAACACCUGGCACGGCUGCUGGGUGCCCGGACCACCGAUGCCCAAACGUCGCGCCGGCAGUGCUGCUGCACUUCUUGAUGAUGGACGCAUGAUGAUCAUUGGCGGGUACGACGAGCGUGGCAUUGCAGAAGGUCUCCUAGCAAGUUGUGACAUCUUUGAUCCAGUGGCCGGUGCUUGGAGAAAGGAUGGUGCAGCACCGCUUGCCCGGGCUCGUUGGGGCCACGGCUGUGCUUCAUUGCAGGGAAAGGUCUACGUUGUAGGUGGAUGUUCGCUGCAGCUGGAUGCACCCUUGCAGGAGUCUUUCAUGGAGACCUUGCGACAGUGCGAGAUCUACCUUCCGACAGAAAAUCGGUGGAUCCCUGCAGCUCCCCUCCAGAUCGCCAGAUCAGGAACGCGGGUCGUCGCUUUAGGCUCCAGGGUUCUGACAGCCAUCGGCGGCUGCGACGAUGUGUUCGGUCGCGCAGAGACCCAGCCAACGGUAGAGCUCUACGACGUGGAGAACCAGCACUGGUCAGUUCUGCAACAUCGGCUGUCCUAUCCCAGGCGGAUUAGUUUUUUCCAUCUCUCCCUCAGGGCUGUUGCUGCUUCUUUGUGGUCUAGCUGA
Molecule: messenger RNA, 792 nt
Organism: Symbiodinium pilosum
Lineage: Eukaryota; Dinophyceae; Suessiales; Symbiodiniaceae
Source: the annotation of a GenBank genome assembly